Molecule: messenger RNA, 3210 nt
Organism: Trichoderma harzianum CBS 226.95
Lineage: Eukaryota; Fungi; Ascomycota; Sordariomycetes; Hypocreales; Hypocreaceae
Exons: 4
Coding region: 252-3179 (975 amino acids)
Biological process (GO): nucleoside metabolic process
Molecular function (GO): catalytic activity
Source: RefSeq, a predicted model, not a curated record
GUUCAGUCCUAGGUAUCCGCCGUCCAGGAAUUCGCUUACUGCGCAUUCAAAUUCAUCUUCAUUCUUCUGCGGGAACUAUAUCAUAGGAUGUAUCCAAAGGAUUGCCUCCGACAGCUUUGCUUAUGAGAGCCUCACAAAACCCCCGCUUUCAAUCUUCAGCCGCAAACCACAGUCGCAACCACACAGAGGCUCGUACCAGUCACGCAUGGUCUUGUCCGUUGUAAAUAGGCAGUCAAACACAUAGACAUGCCAUGCUUCCAACCGAGUCCCUUGGAUGGAUUGGCUUUCAAGCACUGAAGGUGCGCCUGGCGGGUCGACUUGCGCCGUUUACGAGUCGCAAAGCCAGCGUGGAUCGUCCCACCAGGAUUCAAAACGACGCUGAUUUAUUAGAUUGCGACCUUCGCGACAUCCUAAAGACAGCAACUUUGGACGUCGACCUCUCAGUCGAGGACUACCAGGAUUUACACCAGAGGGUACAUGGUCUUUUGGUGUCUCUCAAUCAUAUGGUGAAUGAAGAGGUUAUUGCAGGAUAUGCGGACGAUGACAACUCUCUUGGCGAUUCUCACGAUAUUGCCAAAGUCGGCAGCGUCUACCCAAAGUUAGCUGCGCUAAUGCUUUUCCUCGAUGCAUCAAACCACAGCCAAUUCGAUUUAUUAAGCGACCCAAGCUCGUCUCUUUUUAUCCUGCCUUCCGGUGCGAUCAAGAACCAAGCUAUAAGCCAGGUGGCGGCUUGGAAAGCAGUUUUACAGCGGUUGAUAGCGAGAUCCGAUCAAUCACAGAGCCGAAAUGACGCUUUCCAGCCACAGAUGCGUCUAGAUGAACCAAAGCCCAAGCUGCAUCAAAAUGCCCUGCCGCGAAAUCCAGUGGGCGUUGUCGUGGACGCCAUUUUCAAGGAAUUUCAACAAGUAAAUUGCGGCAUGACACACGAGAUUAAGUUGAGAGUCUUGGAGGAAUCGCAUACCGACUCAAGCCGACCGAGGAUCGAAAUGCUCAUGUCGUGUUGCCAGUCUGGGUGCGGUUGGCAGGAGGCCGUUUGCGACUCUAUUCAGGCCCCGAUGAAUCUCAGGAAGAAAAAUAAUAUCUGCAUCGCUAUCCACGAAACAUGGAAGCAACGUACAAAACUUCGCCUAUUCUUUGACCAGAGAGGACUAUUCGAUAUUACGGACGAGGAGCCGCCGAUGGCCACAUCCCUUCAGGACUACGAAGAAGAAACUCUAAAUUCGUUAUUCGAUAAAAACAUGUUCCGUCCAAUCAGUCCCGGAGCUUAUCUGCAAGGCUUAGCCAUAGAAAGAUUUGAUCACAAAGAGAAGACGUCUUUAGCCUUGGCCCUAGCCAGAUGUCUCAUGGUCUUUUUCGACAAAAGCCUUGAGCGCGCAUUUUGUAACUGGAAUGCCGACAGCAUAUUUAUCAUGCGUUCGGCUCGUUCUCAUGGAGAGCCUCCGUGGUGGCAUAUCUUGGUGAGAUCACGCCCUCCUACCUUCAGGCAACCUAAUAUUCACGAUAAAAUCGGCCCUGGCAAUCCGAUUCUCCUUUCAUUUGCCAAAUUGUUGCUGGAGAUUGUCAAUGGGGAGCCGAUAAAACUCGAGGUCGAUCCACAAAACAUUACCAAAAAUAUUGGGAAUUGGGCUCAGAUGUGUGGCUACGUGGAAGAGGCGCGACAAGACCGGAACAGCUUCUAUCUUCAAGCUGUUCAAGGAUGUUUGUAUCUACACAUGCACCUACAAAGAGGCCAAGAUGAACAAAAUGUUUUGUCAGGUACUGCCAUGAGGGAGGUUAUCUAUGAACAGAUUGUCCGGAACUUAGAGAAGGAGCUUCAUCCUGAGGGACUAAAGCGGAAACGCCGAGGAUCAUUUUCUGAACCUUCUCAAUCCAACAAAGUAUACAUCGCAGAACCUUUGCAACUGGACAAUCGUCAUGAAGAAAGCUUUACGUCUCGGCUUAGGAAAAAUCCUCAGAGUGUAUUAUGUCACAAAAGCACAAACGAUUAUCCGUCUCCACGGAUCUUACAACGGAGCACAUCCAACUUUUCCAGCUUCAACAGUUCGGAAGCUCUCUCAAAUAAUUUUUUUCGCUCUGCAACCAUGACACUCAUGGCUCCUCCAGACCGCGACCACUUUGACGUUGCGAUUAUCUGUGCCAUUCCUACGGAAUAUAAUGCCAUUUGUCAAAUGUUUGACGAGUUUUGGGACGAGGACGGUGAUCGCUAUGGCAGAGCUGCCGGUGAUCUCAAUACCUACACAACAGGCCGCAUUGGCAAGCACAAUGUCGUCCUUGCGCUUCUCCCACAGAUGGGAAAGUCAAACGCCGCAGCCGCAGCCGCUAGCUUCAGGUCAAGUUAUAACAACGUCGAGCUGGCGCUACUUGUGGGCGUUUGCGGAGGCGUGCCUCGCGCUGGUUCCUUUGCAGAGGAUGAGAUUCUCCUUGGCGAUGUGGUGAUUAGCAGGGCAGUUGUCCAAUACGACUUUGGCAGGAAAUAUCCCAAUGGAUUCGUGCGCAAGAGCUCUUUUCAGGACAACCUAGGCAAAGCUUCAAAAAAUAUCCAAGGUCUCUUAAAUAAUUUUGAGACUGAUCGGGGAAUAAGUCUACUUCAAAGACAAACGGCGCAGUUCUUGACACAGCUUCAAAGCGCGGGGCAGAGCAAGAAUCGACGAACACUUACCAAGUACCGAUAUCCUGGGACGCUCAAAGAUAGGCUAUUUAGGCCGGAUUAUCGUCACAAGCAUCGCGGCUUACGGGCUAGCACUUGCACUAUUUGUAGCAGUGACACUAAUGCUGUUUGCGAAGAGGCUUUGAAUGAGACUUGUGAGGCACUGGGAUGCGAAGAGAGUUAUUUAGUUGACAGGGAACGCCUCCAGGAAAAACAAGAGCUUGAAGAGAGCAACCACGAAGAGGCACAGGAACCCGCGAUUCACAUCGGCACUGUCGCAUCAGGCGAUACAGUUCUGAAAUCCGGAGAAGAUCGCGAUAACAUUGCCGCAAAAGAAGGCGUUAUUGCCUUUGAGAUGGAGGGCGCUGGAAUUUGGGGAGAGAUUCCCUGCAUUAUUGUGAAGGGAGUCUGUGAUUACGCUGAUUCUCACAAGAACAAGAGGUGGCAGGAUUUUGCUGCUGCAACUGCAGCUGCAGCUGCAAAGGCUCUUUUACACAGAUACCCCAAGACAGAGAAGGCGAGAUAUGAGUGAAUUGAAGCAUUAAAAUUGUAUGAAUAUGUUC